AUGGCGCCUCUUGGAUCUUACAGCGUUCUAGCUACAUCGUGUCUCUUGCUUGCUGCGAAUGGCGCGCCGGCACCCGUACGCGACUCUGGAUCUCUCUCGGCAACUGUCACUAUUCGCGCUCCAGCCCCUGAACCACAGCUGGUCGGUGGCCUCAUUGGUGGUCUUGUGGGAACUGUCGGUACUUUAACGACGACAGUGGUUCAAGCCUUGAAUGGUACACUUACGGAGCUGCUCGACCCAAAGCCCACAAGUUCACCAAAGAGCAUCGACGAUGUUCUCAACUAUCUACAGAAACGGUACCAGAAUAAGAACAACACAGGUUACAUUGGUAACGGCAUCAACUAUGCGCUGAAUGGCAUCCUGCCUGCUCUCACGGGAGCGAAGGGUUUCCAGGGUGCAACAAUUGCAGAGGGUUCUCAAGGGAUCAACUCGUUCACAAACAGCAACCCUGCACCUCCAAAGACGAUUUAUCCACGAGCCAGUUCUUCGGAUCCCAAGUUCUCAGUCAGCGAGGCAGCCUUGCGGUCAGCCAUCUACAUCCCGUCCACCUUCAACGCCAAAAAUGCCCCUAACCCAGUCCUCCUUGUUCCUGGCACAGGUGCAUUCGGCGGUAUAAACUACGAAGGCAACUUCGCGAAGAUCUUGCAAGCAAACCCCUCAAUCGGCCAACCAGUCUGGCUGAACAUCCCUACCGCCUUGCUCAUGGACGCCCAGACGAACGCCGAAUACGUCGUCUACGCUAUAAACUACAUCAACGCCAUCACAGGCAAGAAAGUCAACGUCAUUGGCUGGUCGCAAGGCAAUCUCGACACCCAGUGGGCGCUGAAGUACUUCCCCUCAACACGCACAUCCACCAAACAGCUCAUCUCAGUCUCGCCUGACUUCCACGGAACUGUCCUGGCCAAUCUGGUCGACAUCGGCACGGAUAUCGGCGUAGUCCCGAUGGCGCAAGCCGUCCUGCAACAAGAGUAUAAUAGUAAUUACGUGACGCAGCUGCGUAAGAACGGCGGAGACUCAGCAUACGUCCCCACCACAACCUUCUACUCCGCUUUCUUCGACGAGAUCGUCGAGCCGCAGGCCGACCCCAACGCAUCCGCCUUCCUCAACGACGCGCGUGGCGUCGGCGUCUCCAACAACGAGAUCCAGGCCAAAUGCGGCAACGCUCCAGCCGGCGCAUUUGGGACGCACGAGUCGCUGCUUUUCAAUGGUUUCGUCGUGACGUUGGCGCUUGAGGCGCUGAAAAAGGGACGGGCUGUGCAGGCGGGUGAGAUUGAUCUGGCGACCGUUUGUCAGCUGGCUGUGUAUCCCGGGUUGGAUUUGACGGAUGUGCUGGAAACGGAGGGGUUGAUUCCGCUGGCUGCGGUUAAUAUAUUGGAGUAUAUUGGGGCUGGGAAGGGGGUGGUUGGGGAGCCGGGAUUGAGGGCGUAUGCUACGCAGUAA
Molecule: messenger RNA, 1440 nt
Organism: Didymosphaeria variabile
Lineage: Eukaryota; Fungi; Ascomycota; Dothideomycetes; Pleosporales; Didymosphaeriaceae
Exons: 1
Coding region: 1-1440 (479 amino acids)
Source: RefSeq, a predicted model, not a curated record